GCUGCACUGCCCACUGCCAUGUCAGAUCUAGAGGCCUGGACCAAGGCAGUGUUUGGAGAAGGAGCCAACAGCAACCUUGGGCAACAACGAGGAGGACAUUGUUGAUGAUGAAGAAAAGGAGGAGGAGGAGAAUGCACUGCAGGCAAGCAGAGGAUCAAUUCUCCCAGACAACCAAGAACUUUUUUUUAACUCUGGAGCCCAUCCCCUCACAGGACCAAUUGUCGGCGGAGUGUGAUGCCAGGAAAGGCACCUCUGCUGAAACCUUUUCCAGAGGUGCAUCCUCCAUGCUGGGACAAAGACUUUUCCAGAUUAGAAGGUGGAAAAAGAAGACUCGGGAGGACAUGUUCAAUGAGUUAAUACAUGCCUCCAAGAGUGACAAGAUGGAGCUCAGCACAUGGAGGAUUGCAUUGUCGGAGAACCUGCACAAUGACUGUGAGGACAGAAGAGCAUGCAGGGAACACAAGUGUGACACACAGGAUGAGAUGGUACGGCUUAUGAGGGAGCAAACAGACAUGUUGAGGCAUCUGGUUGAGGUUCAAGAAAGGCAGCUAGAUGCUAGAGUCCCACUGCAACCUAUGGUGAACCUGCUGCCAUUGUUGCCAAGUUCCACAUUCUCUUCUCUCAAAUACCCUAGAAUGUGGGGGCGGAAAGUCCGGUAUCCCUUGCACUCAAUUCCCAGGGAGGGUGCAAGGACCAGAAGGCACCCAUUCCCACACCUUUGAUUGUUAUUGCAGUGCAAUUGUAAACAA
Messenger RNA from Malaclemys terrapin pileata, 749 nucleotides. RefSeq lists its product as uncharacterized. NCBI's taxonomy places the organism in Eukaryota, Metazoa, Chordata, Testudines, Emydidae. The record is from RefSeq and is a predicted model, not a curated record. Bases 105 to 722 code for a protein of 205 amino acids. The transcript has 3 exons.